GGGACUCGAGUGGCGCUAAACAUACGUAAGAGUAGGCUUGUAUGCAUAAACGUUAUGAUUUAUUAGACUUGGGCCUAACUGAUGAAGGAUCAACGUGUCCGUUACUGGACGCAGCUCCGCUUCAUGACAUCACUGGAGUGACAGGGCAGCCGCGUUUGGGUGAAGAGGAGGAGGCGGAGGAGGAUCUCUCCCCAUAAGUUUACUUUGCCCUUUGCGGGAGAUGAGAUUCAGCCUCCAUAAACCCGCUGCGAGACGACCAGGGACGGGGGAGGAAACUCUGUGAGCACUCUGAAAUCUGCUGAAUUCAGGAUUAUCUGCGGGUCAUGGACGCUUACGUCUAGCAGAGUUUUUCUUUUUUUUUUCUUUUCACGGAUUCCCGGCUUGUGCGCCUGCUGCAGAGCGGACCGCGCAGAGCGACUCCAGGCGGCUCUGAAGGAAACCAUAUCUGGUCAAAGUAUUCGUUGCUGUCACCCAGCGGGACAACCGGCUAUAAAUAGCGCUGGAAGAGGUUCCUCUGUUUCCCAGGAGCCCUACAGGCACUUGGCUGCCUUUGCUGUUAUUUUACCCCUGAGCUGGGGCUCACUGAGAUAUAGAUUUGUUUUGUCAGUCCCCAGGGUCGCCCAGACUCCAGUUCACCUAUAUCUUGCCUUUUUUUGUGUGGAGGGGCAACUGAGGUGUGCUGUCCAUCAUGUCGGUGUUGAAGAAGGAGAUGGAGAAGUACAGGGAUAUAGAUGAGGAUGAGCUGCUGAAGAAACUGUCAGAGGAAGAGCUGCAGCGAUUAGAGGAUGAAUUGGAGGAGCUGGAUCCUGAUAAUGCACUGUUGCCAGCUGGGUUACGGCAGAAAGAUCAGACAAAGAAAGCUCCAACAGGAACAUUUCAGAGAGACAACCUGCUGGCCCACCUGGAGAAACAGGCCAAAGAGCAUCCUGACAAAGAAGACCUUGUGCCCUUCACAGGAGAGAAGAGAGGGAAAGCCUGGGUGCCUAAAAAGAGGGUGGACCCCAUCAUAGAAAGUGUGACCCUGGAACCUGAGCUAGAAGAAGCCCUCGCCAGUGCAUCUGAUGCUGAACUUUGUGAUAUUGCAGCCAUCCUGGGUAUGCACACCCUGAUGAGUAACCAGCAGUACUAUGAAGCCCUGGCCAGCAGCACCAUAGUCAACAAGCAAGGCCUCAACAGUGUGAUCCAGUGCACCCAGUACAAACCAGUCCCUGAUGAAGAGCCCAACUCCACCGAUGUAGAAGAGACACUGUUGAGAAUAAAGAGAAAUGACCCUGACCUGGUAGAGGUCAACCUCAACAACAUCAGGAACAUCCCCAUCAAGACCCUGAAAACGUACUCUGAGGCUCUGAUGAAGAACACUGUGGUGGAGAGGCUUAGCAUUGUAGGAACCAGAAGCAAUGACCCUGUAGCAUUUGCCCUGGCAGAGAUGCUGAAGGUGAACACGACAUUGAAGAGCCUGAACGUAGAGUCCAACUUCAUUACAGGGACUGGAAUCCUGGCCCUCAUAGAGUCACUGCAGAGUAACACCACACUACAGGAGCUCAAGAUAGACAAUCAGAGCCAGCCGUUAGGAAACAAAGUGGAGAUGGAGAUAGCCAGCAUGCUGGAGAAAAACACCACGCUGCUGAAGUUUGGAUAUCAUUUUACCCAGCAGGGCCCACGCCUCAGAGGCUCCAAUGCCAUGAUGAACAAUAAUGACCUGGCCCGAGUCAUCAGGUCAGAGUCGGAUGGCUCCUUCACCCUCACGCUGUCUGUCCCUGAGCUGGAGAGGGCCUUCGGGAAAAAGUUCAAGUCUAAGACUAAUAAGAAAGAGAAGGCUUGAAGGAGGACCCAUCUUCCCAAAGUGUCGGACGAAUGUGUAGAAACCAGGGCUACUCUCAACCCUCUGUUUCCCUUCUUCGACCCCGAUUGUUUUUCAAAAGUCCUUCUUGUCACCCUCCUCAGCCUCACUCCAUCAAUGGUCUACCCAUAAAACUAUGCCCACUAUGUCAGGUUCAAUUAUCUCUCAUGUUUUUCUACUUUCAAGACACCUUUUUAGUAGAUAUUGAAGGAUCCAACGGUAUUAAUGAGCAGUGUCUCUCUGAGCUUUCAGUGCAUGCAGAAGUUGACAUUGUGAGCUUAUUUUUUGUGCUCUGAAGUUUGAAUUUCAGCCUGGGUUUCAGGCUUGAACACUUGCUCUUUGUAAGAACUAACUAGGCAAGGCUUAUUUUGUCGUCAUGAAUCCUUUAAUGUCUCCUCAAGUGCCUAGGUUCCUUCAUAAACAGGGCUGGAGGUCUGGCUAUGAACAAGGACCCAUUGAAAAGUGAUGGGACACUUGCAGCAAUCCCUGUUUCCACUGAUGAGUUGAAAGAAUUCUAAUUAUUAUUAUGCUGUAAAUGACUUGUGCUGUCAUUACUAUUGUUCCCCAGAGUUUCUGAUGUUGCUCCAAGGUUGACAUACAAGGUAUUUUCUACCAGUUAUAAACAAAAGCCUUCUCCCAUUUGACUUAAUAGACUUAAAAAAACUCAGAGAAAUAUCCAAUAUAAUAUUGGAUUUUGACCUGCUUGAGAAAAUCUGAUGUUAGACCUUUUUUUGUAUUAGGUAUAAACAGUAUUUUAUUUACUCAUUGUCCUCAGAUUCUAAGCUAUUUAGACUCUUCAGUAAUGGACAGAUGGCUACUGUGAGAUUUGUCUCUACAUACAUAAUAUAUUUAUUUGUGACAGAUCUAGGAAAGAAGUCAGAAGGUGUUCAAAUACUUGACAUAACUUGGACUGAUUUUGCUGGGUAGUAUAAUCGCUUGUGUAAAAAUGUUUCUGUAAAUGAAAAUUACAGAGAUUGUUGAAAGAGAUUGUUAUAUUAUCCAGCCUUUACAAGACCAGGUCCUACAGAACAUUCCUGCUAGUUGGGAAUGACAACUGCCAAUUCAAAUUUUAUUUGCUGAAAGUAGAUUUUCUAUGAACCUGCUGAAAAACAUAUUACCAACACCAUCUUAUUUUAUAGAAUUUAUUAUCUACAAUCCACAAUGUAAGUCAAGACUAUAAUGACCCAAAGUAACUGCGAGUAUUUGAACUUCUGUUACACUUUCAACCAGGUCUGAUUUUAUUGUUUGUGUUUAUUGCUAUUUACUGGAGCUAAAACGUGUGUUUUAAUAUGAAAUGGGUGGUAAUGAUGACUUACGGUGUAUUACAGGUUUCACAUUAACACCUCAAUUCAAGGCUGGAGCAUUUCAGCGAUGCAUGGUUAACACAGAUUUAACAGAGGAAACCUCUGAUGUCUUUGCAGCUGUCAGAUUACUUAGAUUCAUUUUGUUGAAAUAGAAACAGAUGAUAGAAGAUCUUAAUUCAACCACUGAACACCUGAAAUAUGGGAUAACAAUCCUGGAGCGAUCAUUAAAAAUGCUCUCAUUAAGGGCAAAACAUGGC
Messenger RNA from Scatophagus argus, 3401 nucleotides. It is a transcript of the gene tmod1, whose product is annotated as tropomodulin 1. Bases 689 to 1822 code for a protein of 377 amino acids. NCBI's taxonomy places the organism in Eukaryota, Metazoa, Chordata, Actinopteri, Scatophagidae. Gene Ontology annotation, biological process: myofibril assembly; muscle contraction; pointed-end actin filament capping. The record is from RefSeq and is a predicted model, not a curated record. The transcript has 13 exons. Gene Ontology annotation, cellular component: myofibril; striated muscle thin filament. Gene Ontology annotation, molecular function: tropomyosin binding.